UGGCAGUAUGCACCGCUGGUUGGCUAGUAAUACAAAAUUGUGCAAGCGAGCUAGAGUACUUGAGAGUGGCGGUCGUAUGACUACGUCGAGUGAUGAAAUGAACUAAUUUCCGUAUACACGACUAAAAUUGACAAAAAUAGCGAGUUUAUUGUUUGACAAAACGUGAAAGACUAUUGUUUACAUCGCGUCCUGUGAACUUUAUUGUGAUUUUUAUUGACAACAUCGAAGCUGAGCUCGUAUUGCAUGCUCUGGAAAACGCGUAAUUUGCGGAAAAUAUUUCCUAAAGAAAAACAUACAUGAUAAGGAGGGACGUCUCUAAAUCGAUCCCUCACCACUCAACAUUCCUCCAUGACGCUGUGAUCCAACAAGAUGUUCAAGCUAUUAGGGAACCUUAGUGUAUACUUCAAGUACCAGGACAUCAGAACCGACAAUGCCUUGUUCCGACUUCACAACACGUUCACGACAGUGCUGCUACUCACGUUCUCGAUAAUAAUAACGGCCAGCCAGUUUGUGGGGCAGCCCAUACAAUGUAUAGUGAGCGGGAUACCUGCGCAUGUGGUCAACACGUUUUGCUGGAUAACUUCGACGUUCGCGAUGCCCGAUGCCUUCGCUAGAGAGGUCGGCAAAGAAGUGGCACACCCAGGCAUAAGGAACCCGUACGAUGGCACGACAGAGAAAAAAUACUACACUUACUACCAGUGGGUGUGCUUCGUGCUCUUCUUUCAGGCUAUAAUGUGCUACACACCCAAGUUCCUGUGGGACUUCUUCGAAGGCGGGCUCAUGAGGACUAUCGUCAUGGGGCUGAAUGUUGGAGUCUGCAAAACCAAGGAGAAGGAGAAGAAAAAGGAACUCCUCAUCGGGUAUCUGCUGAGAUAUCAGACGGAGCACAAGAUGUACGCACUCCGCUACUUCGGCUGCGAGCUGCUCUGCCUUAUCAACGUCCUGGUGCAGCUGUGGCUGAUGGACAGCUUCCUGGGCGGCGAGUUCUUUAACUACGGCACCAAGGUGCUGGGCUACAGCGACGUGCCGCAAGAGUUGAGAUUCGAUCCAAUGAUCUACAUAUUCCCGCGGGUCACAAAAUGCACCUUCCACAAAUACGGUGCGUCAGGCAGCAUACAAACACACGACAGCCUGUGUGUGCUGCCGCUGAACAUGGUGAACGAGAAGACUUACGUGUUCCUGUGGUUCUGGUACGUCGCGCUCGCGGCGCUGCUGUUCAUGCUGCUAGUGUACAGACUGAUGAUACUGUUCGUGCCAUCCAUCCGGCCGCGGCUCUUGCACGCUCGCUCGCGUUCGAUAGCAAUGGAAACCGCGGCCUCGGUCAGCAGACGCUGCGACGUCGGCGAUUGGUGGCUGUUAUACAUGCUGGCGAGGAACAUGGACCCGAUCAUAUACAGGGAAUUCAUAGCGGAGUUCUCAAAACGACUCGAUGAGAAGCCCUCCUCGCGUGCGUGACAACCAGCCACCCCCUCCGUCUCCUUCGUCGGCGUGUGACGCGCCCGUGCCCGCUCCGAGUCUAGGGUACAACUUCGUAACGUACCUUGUACCGUACCUUGUAUAACUUCUAGGUACAUCCUAAAUAAAUAGGUACAUGCACCUCGUAUAACUGGCUCAUUAGGUACACUUUGUAUACCGUGAAGGUACACCCUCUAUUAAGGGCCCCACUGAUUACCAGUCCGCCGGACCAAAGAGGAUAUAAUAGGAUAGAGCGGUACUGCCAUAGUAAAUUUUGUAGCCACAGUAAAUUCACUGUCAUCUAUCUAUUAAAACUAAAAAUAAAGAUGUCAAAAAAUGUAUUUAUAUAUGGAUAAAUGUUUUUCUUAUUUGCAAUAUUUGCAUUAAUUAUUUUUAUAUUAUUUAGACUCAUGUUCUUUUACUGAUAUGCGUAAAAAUUGUUAAAUAACAAACGAAACCGUCAACGCCAUCUAUACGAGAGUAGGCCAAACGUAGUGGCACCAUCUGAUCGAGAAUCAAAUUUUCUUGAUUUUCGAGGCACGUUUUUUCCUUAGACUGUAUCCAGUAUUACGGAGUUAUAUCUAUCUUUGGCCGGACGAUAUCGGCCUGUCAGUUGUUCGGAACUGUCAAAUUUUUGUUCUAACUGACAGGCUGAUAUCGUCCGGUGGACUGAUAAUCAGUGGGACCCUUAACAUGUUUAAAGUGCAAUACACCUUGUAUAAUUGCAAGGUACAAUGUGUAUAGAUUGCCCAAAGUCCAAAGUACACCUUUAAAAUCUAGGUUGCUAUAAAAUAAUUUUAGUUCAAAAUAAACCAUGAAAAAGUUCGCUUAAGUUUAUGGUACCUACUGUGUAUCUUGUUGAUGGGGUACAAACUGUAUAAGUCUAGUUCGGAUAUUGGUAACCAUAGUUUGUUUUGCCGCGUUUAUUUAUAAGUAACCAGGACUUUGAAAACCAAGUAAUACUCUUAAAUAUAAGGUUAGUUUUCGAAAUGGGAUGAGAGGUACAUUGUCCUUUUCGAAACAAAUACUUGGACUUUGGAUGACGUUAUAUCGUUCGAAUUUUGGUGCAAUUUAAAUUAACGGGCAAAACGCCUGCUGCAAUUAGCAGCUUUUUAGACAUUUUUAAAGUAUACAAGCUCAAUUUUAUUCGGGAUUUUUCAAGUAGUUUUAGUUAAGGUUUUAUUAAUAAAUUAAGUUUCUUGAAGCUUUUAGACUGAUGAAGUCUAUGGCUUAUGUGGGGAAGUAGGCUGGUUUUUAAGCUUAUUUCUAGGUACAUAAAGCCUAGAAUGGCCAAGGGUUUAUUCGAGACAUCAGAAUUAUAGCUGUGUCGAAUAAGCCCGUAGCUCUGUUUUUAUGAAAGUGGCCGAAAGUAAUAUUUUUAUUACUAUUUGACAUUUCGCCUUCAUAUUUAAUGCGAAAUAUAAAUUUUGCUCCUUGACUUUUAUAAAUUUUUCGUCACUUAUAAAUGCCAUUUUAAUUUAAAUUGGUUGUACUCUAUAGAAAAUGUAUGAGUGCGUGUCAAAGCUGAAAGGGGUUCAAAGGACUGCAAAGUUCGAUAUUCCUAUAAUUUUAUAUACACGAUAUAAUCUAUUAAUAUAUACAUUUAGUGUUGCCAGGAGUGUACAAAAUUCAUUCAAAUUUAGGUAUGUAGGUUGUUUUUAUAAUCGCUUAGUGUAAUGUUGACAGGAUUUAUAAUUAAGGUGAGUUACACUGAAGAGAAUUAUGAAUGUUUCAAAAACUUAUGAGUACUUUACAAUUUGGUACUAAUUUAGCAUCAGCGUAUUCUAUGGUCAUUUUGACAGUAACAUUCCUGUAUUUUUAUUGACAGUUUAAGUAGAGUAAAAUACCUAGUUAUUGAUUAAAAAGGCGACGAGUAUUCAUUUGUUAAAUUCUCUAGUUCCAUUGUGAUGUGAGGAAUUAACUUUGGUUGUACAACUAAUAUCCCAAGAAAACCUUCACACUUCAGCGAAUUCGAAAAUGUGUGAGAUUUCUCUAUUUAAUCUAAAUACUGAAUACAAUAAGGAUAAAUAUACAUAUAGGCUGGUAUUGUGAUAUAUUUUACUACCAAAACAGUACGAGUAGGAAAAAUUACUAUCAAGUUCCUCGUUAAUUGACUACAUAGUCCUCUUCAGUUUAGCUCGAUUAGUUAAGAUAUUGUAAGUUGGAGGCCGCUCACUGCCGUAUAUUCGUGAUCCCUGCUUACUGUGCUAUUUUGAGCGCAAGUCUGUAAAAAGUUCAUUCCAAUUUAAGAACUGUUUCUAAAUCUAAUAUUCUGUAAAACCCUGUUUACUUUCCCUCUACUUAUAAUAAUAUAGUUUUAUUUAUUUUACUACUUUCCCAUUUUCCAUUAUAUUCCUCUUGAUAAUAGUUCUCAUAUUGUAAUGAACUAAUAACCGUUCCGAAUUUGGAACAAUAAGCCUAAUAUUUAGCUUAUACUCGACAUUUUAUCACUAAUUCGGUUGCCAUAAGAUCGAGUUUUGAAUGAUACCGCGUGAGUAAAUAAUAUUUAGUGUAACAUGACUUUUUCUACCAAUCUUUGUAUUAAGAUCGUGACAAUAAAUUGAUUCUGGUAUUUCAUAGUGUGAUAAAAAUGUCAAGAUGAUAAAUAAAUCAAUUCAAAUGUUAUAUUAAUGAAAUGUUAUAAUGGACAGUAUCGGCAUGCUAGAUUUUGAGUAAAUGCGUCAAAAUUCUUGUCUUGUUUCUGACCACUCUGUCACGCUUGUAUUUGCGUUUUCUAUCAAAUAAAUCAAUAAAAAGAGUGCUAUCGCAUGUCUUUUUAGCUGUAGACUAUAUUUUACAUGAGAAAAAUUAAAAACGAUCAUCUCUUACAAAAAGCUUCACUUCAACCCUUUUUGGGGACAAAAACAAAACGGAAAUAAUUUUGACUCAAAUGAUUAUUUUCAGUUAAUAAUUGUUAUACCAAAUGAAUGGGAUAAGGGCAAGCGAAUUAUAAAUUGUUACUAUGACAUUCUUAACUAUUUUAUCACACUACAAAAUAUCUAGAGUUAGACCAAGAUCAGUCUGCAACUAUUUUUA
This is a messenger RNA of Cydia strobilella, 4491 nucleotides long. RefSeq names its product innexin inx1 (gene ogre). NCBI's taxonomy places the organism in Eukaryota, Metazoa, Arthropoda, Insecta, Lepidoptera, Tortricidae. The coding region runs from base 370 to 1455 and encodes 361 amino acids. The record is from RefSeq and is a predicted model, not a curated record. Gene Ontology annotation, molecular function: gap junction channel activity. The transcript has 8 exons. Gene Ontology annotation, cellular component: plasma membrane; gap junction.